UUGGAAACAAACAUUACUAUAUGACAGAUAGUAGCGUAUAUUCGAUAAUAUUGGACCCCUUCGUCAUUACUGUAUUUCCUUGGGUUCGGGGCCUCAGUGGUGCUCCUGAUGUCCCCCAAAGUCAACUUAUAGAUGUAAAUCGUGUUUCAUCGAUAUCAUUGUCUGAGAGCAACAUUUUGGGCAAAUAUAGGGCUCCGCCGACCAUUGAAGAACUGACUAAACAGUCGCGACAAAGUGCUAUUAGACUGACAUUAAACAUCCGGCUUCUGGAGGGACACGACGUUGAAUGGAAAGCAAUCAUUUGGAAAGAAAAUCUAUUGAUUCAAAUUCCUAACGGAAUAUCAUUGGAUAACUCUAAGGAAGCAUUCAUUAGUUUACUAGAAUUGGCCGAAGAAGAGCUUACCUGUCAAAGAGUGACUGUUUAUUUCGAUAAAAACAGAAGUGACAGAAAUUCAUUGAUUCGUUUAUUUAGUUUUAUUGGAUUUUCAGUGUUGGCGCCCAAUCAUAGUAUGUCUCCCGAGGACUCCUCAGAAAACAUGUUAUAUAUGGCGUAUAGUAUUUCUGGUUAAUUCGUCUAAUUAUCUAAUAAUCGCAAUCAUUCACUAUAUAAUUGAUAUCAUUUGACUUAUUUUUAAUUAGUUACUAUUUCUGUGUUUGUUUUUAUAUAAAAUUUUUAUUCAUUAAAUUUAUUCAAAACUCGCAAUUCCUAAUAAUCCAUGAUAUCUAUCGGUCGGCGCCCAAAAUAUCUUAAAAUCAAAGUCUUAUUCAAUAUUAUAUUCAUUACAAUAUUAAAUAUAAAUAGUUGUUUCUCAAACUUAACUGAUAUCGAUGAUUAACACGAUUAUGUACUAUUUUAAUUUUUAUUAUUAUUAUUAAUAAAUAUUAAUUUCU
Molecule: messenger RNA, 891 nt
Organism: Oppia nitens
Lineage: Eukaryota; Metazoa; Arthropoda; Arachnida; Sarcoptiformes; Oppiidae
Gene: Oda
Product: ornithine decarboxylase antizyme 1-like
Exons: 3
Coding region: 21-569 (182 amino acids)
Biological process (GO): positive regulation of protein catabolic process
Cellular component (GO): cytoplasm; nucleus
Molecular function (GO): ornithine decarboxylase inhibitor activity
Source: RefSeq, a predicted model, not a curated record